Molecule: messenger RNA, 1698 nt
Organism: Aspergillus tanneri
Lineage: Eukaryota; Fungi; Ascomycota; Eurotiomycetes; Eurotiales; Aspergillaceae
Product: ferric reductase family protein
Exons: 3
Coding region: 1-1698 (565 amino acids)
Biological process (GO): copper ion import; intracellular iron ion homeostasis; iron ion transport
Cellular component (GO): plasma membrane
Molecular function (GO): ferric-chelate reductase activity
Source: RefSeq, a predicted model, not a curated record
AUGAGUGCUGUUGUGUCCCUGGUUGAACUUGCUUCGGAAACGGUACGGGAGCUGCAAAAGCGCCAAGGCAAAAUGGAUCCCUUCUAUGAGAUAUUCAACGAUGACCUCGCGCGUUACACCCUAAUGGUCCUUUGCCUGAUGGUGGCCUGUAUCUUGGUCUGGAAAUCGUGGUUCCGGAUGGCUGCCCACCUGAGACGCCUGGCCAGUUUCAACAGUGGCCAUCAGCGCUACUUCAUGGAGCCUAAUGGGACCUUCGCAAAGGUCAAGAACCAUAUCGUCUACGCACCGUUGUUCCGUACUCGCCAUAACCGUGAGUUCCAGCUGUCUCGAGCCGUCAACAUGGGCACUCUGCCGAGCCGCUUCCAUACGUUCAUCCUGGUUGGCAUCAUCGUCAUGAACGUGGUUCUGUGCACCGUCACCGUCCCCUACAAAAAACAGGAAGAUACCGUUGCGGGUAUCAUCCGAAAUCGCACCGGUACUAUGGCAACCGUCAAUUUGAUUCCCCUCGUGGUUUUGGCGGGGCGGAACAACCCCUUGAUCAAACUCCUCCAGGUCCCGUUUGACACCUACAACUUGAUCCAUCGCUGGCUCGCUCGGAUCGUUGUCUUCGAGGCCUUGGCCCAUACGUUUGCCUGGAUGAUCCCUAAGGCGCAGUCGGGACUUUUAGUACACUCUCCUUCUCCCAUUCGACAUGCAUUCUACGAGACUUUCCUCCAUUUGCACUUGGUGAUGGUCAUCCUCGUGAUGGCCUUCCUUUGGGUCCAUCUGGACGGGCUCGAUGCACAGAAGUACUUGCUUGGGUCCAUUAUUCUCUGGGCGCUUGAGCGAUCUGCGCGACUGCUCAUCCUUCUGUACCGCAACUGUGGAAGGCAAUCCACCACGGCACUUGUCGAGGCCCUCCCCGGUGACGCUGUGCGAGUGACGCUGAAGCUGGCACGGCCCUGGACCUUCAAACCGGGCCAGCACAUUUACCUGUACAUCCCUGUCGUCGGAUGGUGGACGUCACAUCCCUUCUCGGUCGGAUGGAGCGAGGCGGAGGAAAUUCUGAGCGACGAGAAGGGCAUGCCCAUAACUCGACAGGAUGUGCAUGGCCUACGGAAGACGACUAUUUCCCUCUUGGUCCGUCGCCGAACUGGUUUUACCAACAAGCUGUUCCAGCGCGCCGUGAGUUCCGUCGGGUCUCGCGUGACUCUGCGAGCAUUCGCCGAGGGGCCGUAUGGCAGCAUCCAUACCAUGGACUCGUACGGCACCGUGCUUCUGUUCGCGGGGGGUGUCGGCAUUACCCACCAGGUCCCCUUCGUGCGCCAUUUGGUCCAGGGCCAUGCGGACGGCACGGUUGCCGCCCGCCGGGUCACCCUGGUCUGGAUCAUUCAAUCGCCGGAGCAUCUCGAGUGGAUCCGACCCUGGAUGACCAGUAUCCUGGCCAUGGAGCGUCGCCGCGAGGUUCUCCGGAUCAUGCUGUUCAUCACGCGUCCGCGCAACACCAAGGAGAUCCAGAGCCCGAGUGCCACCGUGCAGAUGUUCCCCGGCCGACCCAACAUUGAAACCUUGGUCGGGAUGGAGGUUGAAAACCAAGUGGGUGCGAUGGGGGUGUUGGUCUGUGGCAACGGUGGCUUGAGUGAUGAUGUCCGACAGGUCUGUCGCAAACGACAGGAUCGUACGGAGAUUGAUUUUAUUGAGGAAAGUUUCACCUGGUGA